This is a messenger RNA of Funneliformis caledonium, 2850 nucleotides long. The record is from the annotation of a GenBank genome assembly. Lineage: Eukaryota; Fungi; Glomeromycota; Glomeromycetes; Glomerales; Glomeraceae.
AUGGAAGAACAGAUAGAACAAGCGGUAGCUUAUGCAUUAAGUCCCACAGCAGAUCAAAGCCUGAAAAAUCAGGUUGGUAGUUGGAAAUCAAAGGUUCCUCUGGCUAUCAAUUUUUGCGAUCAAGUAAAGGUAUCUCCCGAUGGUUGGCAUUUAUGCUUAUCUUUGUUCGUAAGGUUUCCAAAAAGUACACCAGAGGCUCGUUUGUUUGCUUUACAAGUUCUGGAAGAUGUGAUGCAAAAUAGAUUUUUGAGUCUUAACAAAUCACAAGUUAUUCAGAUUCAAUCCACAUUAAUGGAAUUCGUUAAACGAGAAUAUGUGAUUGGAGAAGGCGGUGGAGUUGAUCUUGGUGCCGAACCAUUAUACCUGAAGAACAAAUUUGCCCACACUUUAACUUUACUUUUCAUUCAGAUGUAUCCUUCGGAUUGGCACGAUUUUUUCGAUCAGUUUCUGGAACUACUUCAAACAAAUACGGUGAAUGGAAGCAAGACAAAUAUUCGUACAGUAGACAUUUUUUUGAGAAUAUUAAUGUCAAUUGAUGAAGAAGUUGCAAAUAUAGUAGUUCCGAGAGGAAAAGAUCAGGCUCAUAGAAAUACAGCAAUCAAAGACAAUAUGAGAGCAGGCGAUAUACAAAAGCUCACAUCUACUUGGUAUGAAAUAUUGAGUGAUUAUCGUGCUCGAAAUCCAGAGAUUGCCGAAAUGUGUUUAAAAGUAAUUGGUCUUUACAUUGCUUGGAUUGAUAUUAAUUUAAUCGUGAACGACGCAUUUAUUACGCUUUUAUAUGAGUUAUUGACCGAUACGAAGCUUCGAAUUGCCGCUUGUGAAUGCUUGUCAGAGAUUGUAUAUAAAGGAAUGAAACCUGUAGAAAAACUCAAAUUGAUUGAGUUUUUAAGUUUGACUAAUAUUAUGGGAAGUUUGGAAUUUACAGAAGAUAUUGAUUUUGUGGAACAUGUUGCAAAAUUAACUAAUGUUUUAGGUGUAGAAUUAUGUAAAAUCUGGGAAGGGGCGGAUACUGAAACAAAAACUAUAGCUUACAAUCAAAUAGAACUGUUACUUCCAUUUUUAUUAAAAUUUUUGGCGAAUGAAUAUGAUGACGUAUCUUGUGCUGUAUUUUCAUUCGUAUCAGCUUUGCUGACGUUUUUUAAAAAGCAAAAGAAGCAAGUUGGAUCUUUAACUGGACCACAGCUUGAAUUUUUAGAUUCAUUACUUAAAAUGCGAAAGAAUCUAAAAGCAUUUUUUGAUGCAAUUUUUAAUAUCGAUGAAAGUUUAUUUACUUCUUACGUUCAUACUGCUGUGGUUAAUACCCUAGAAAAGUAUCAAAUGGUUGAAAAUUCAGUUGACUGGAGAGAACUCGAAUUAGCUUUACACGUAAUGAUUCAAUGCAAUGUUUCAACAUUUCAACACCCAGCAAUACCUUUGAUAUUUUUUGAAAACGUAGUACGAUACUAUCAAUUUUUUGAAGUGCAACCAGAUUGUAUUCCCAGUAUACUCGAAGCUUUUGUGGAUUCGCGUGGGUUACAUAAUAGUAUUUUACAGAUUCGUACUCGAUCUUGGUACCUGUUCUAUCGUUUUGUGAAAUUGCUCAAAUCAAGAAUGGGACCCUAUGUGGAGAAUGUGUUGACUAGUAUUCAGGAUUUAUUGAUAGUACAAGCUGAUCUUUCUUCAGUAGACGCAUCAGAAGGGGCUAUAACAAGAGAUCAAGCAAUGGAAGGAGGAUUUGAUGAUCAAAUUUACCUUUUUGAGACCGUUGGUACAUUGAUCACAGUCGAAUCUAUUCCUGCUGAUCGUCAAACGGAAUUUGCAAAGAUUGUUAUUAGUCCUCUGCUGGCAGAUAUUGAAAGAAAUUUAACCACAGAAUUGUCGGAGCCUAAAGAUCUUAAUGUACUUCAGCUGCAUCACUUGAUUAUGGCAGUUGGUAGCAUUGGAAAAGGAUUUCCAGAAGCUCCAAAAAAUGAGGCGCCAAAUGCUCAGUGGGUUGUAUUACUCAAACAGUCUACUGAAGCUAUAUUAGUCGUGCUUAAAGCUUUAAGUCGGUUUGAAAUCAUUCGAGAUGCCGCAAGGUUUGCAUUUGCAAGACUUGUAAAUAUUCUCGGUGUAGAGGUUUUGCCUUAUCUUCCAGAAUUAAUUACUGGAUUGCUUAAUGAGUGCCAAGUCUCAGAAUUAUUGGAUUCUUUACCUUUUAUUGGACUACUAUCUUAUAAAUUUAAUCCAUCAAUUUAUGAUAUUUUAAAUGAGUUAAUUGGUCCUUUGAUUAUUAAAGUUUUUUUUGUUUUAAAUCAAACGCCAUCUGGAACGGAUGAAGCAGUGCUAUUAUUGAAUCUUCGAAAAGCAUAUCUUAGUUUUAUAUUAAGUCUACUAAACGGUGGAAUGGAUGCAGUCUUUGUUAGUGAUUUAAAUCAACCGCGCUUGGAAAAUAUACUUCAAAGUGUUGUUCAUUACGCGAGUGAUCUCGUUGAUUUACCAUCGGCAAGAACUGCUUUUAGUAUCCUUUCAAAAACGGUAACAUUAUGGGGUAGCCUCCCCAUACAGACUUCAACAAAUAACGUUGACUCUGGUCGAUCUCUUCCUGGCUUUGAACAAUUUAUGUAUGAGCACAUAUUGCGAAUUUGUUUUGAAGUUCCGAUGAAGCCUGCAUUUAACAUAACAGAUGGACAAUCAGUUCUGGUAUUAAAUGAAAUACCAGGUAUAAUUAGGACUAUGUAUUCGCAACGAGGACACGAGUUAAUUGAUUAUUUAAGAAGAGUUUGGUUACCACAAAAUCUUGCUGAUGAAUUUGUGCAGGCUCUACAACAAUUGGAUCAAAAAGGAUUCAAAACAUAUUUUCGGACAUUUGUUCAACGAUCAAAAUCAUGA